GGAUGCAGGAGCAGUGCAGCUAAAGGAACACAGACAGGACAGCUCAGCAGAGAAAGAGAGAGAGGGGGAGAAAGGACAUACAGUCAGACUCUUGCCAGAACAGCAUUUUAGUGGCUAACCACUGAAUCCUCGCAAUGCACCAGAACUGAAAAUCCAACCAACCAGAGGUACCAUGGCUGCAAGAUUGAGAUUGGUGAUCUUUAUGUUGUUGAUGAUGUGUUGUUGGCAACUGAUCACAUCCAAAGAGGGAAAAUCCACAAAGAAAGGAAAGAAAGGCAAGCAAGUUGUCUGUCCAUCCCAGUUGUCCCCAGAAGAUUUGGCCCAGGUUCCAGCUAACUCCACCUCCAACAUCUUGAACCGUCUGAUGGUCAGUUAUGACCCAAGAAUAAGACCUAACUUCCAAGGUAUCCCAGUUGAGUCCAGGGUAAACAUCUUCAUUAAUAGCUUUGGGUCCAUCCAGGAGACAACUAUGGACUACAGAAUAAAUAUAUUUCUUCGUCAGAGAUGGAAUGACCCGCGCCUACGACUUCCAACAGACUUUAAGAGUGAAGCACUAACAGUUGAUCCCAAGAUGUUCCAGUGUUUGUGGAAACCAGACCUUUUCUUUGCCAACGAGAAACAUGCCAACUUCCAUGAUGUCACACAGGACAAUAUUCUGCUCUUCAUCUUUAGGAAUGGAGAUGUCUUGAUCAGCAUGAGAACUGUGGGCAUUGGGUAUACCACCAGUGAUCUUGUGUUUAUGUGGCAGUCUGACCCAGUUCAGAUGGAUGAGAUUGCUCUUCCUCAGUUUGACAUUAAACAAGAGGACAUAAAAUAUGGAAACUGCACAAAGUACUACCAAGGAACAGGAUACUACACCUGUGUUGAAGUGAUUUUUACAUUGCGUCGGCAGGUUGGUUUCUAUUUGAUGGGAGUUUAUGCCCCAACUUUAUUGAUUGUUGUUUUGUCCUGGUUAUCAUUCUGGAUAAACCCUGAUGCUUCAGCUGCAAGGGUGCCACUGGGUAUUUUAUCAGUACUCUCUCUGUCCAGUGAGAGUAUGCUCUUGGCAUCUGAGCUACCAAAGGUUUCCUAUGUAAAGGCUAUUGAUAUUUGGCUCAUCGCCUGUCUGCUUUUUGGGUUUUCUUCACUUGUGGAAUACGCUGUGGUGCAGGUGAUGCUGAACAGCCCCAAACUAAUUGAGGAGGAGAAAACCAAAAUGGCCACCAAGGAAAAAGCUUUGAAAGAGAAAGAAGGAAAGCAGUCAAAUAAAACUAACAACACAGUGAAUGGGACAGGUGGAACACCCAUACAUGUCAACACAUUGCAGGUGGUUGAAACUCGCUGUAAGAAAGUUUGCACCUCUAAGUCGGACCUUCGAUCGAAUGACUUCAGCAUCGUGGGAUCUUUACCUCGAGACUUUGAACUUUCCAACUUUGACUGUUAUGGUAAACCAGUCGAAGUGACAGGAGCCCUCAAGUCCCAAAAUAAAAAUAACAAGAAACCCCCACCCCCCAAACCUGUCAUACCUGCUGCUGCCAAACGCGUUGACCUCUAUGCAAGAGCCCUCUUCCCUUUUUCCUUCCUCUUCUUCAAUGUUGUUUACUGGUCGGUCUAUUUGUGAGAGAGGGAGAGGAGUGGAAAUAAAAUGGUUUGUAUCCUGAUACAUACUGACCAUACUGAUAUUCAUAUUACAUUGAACUGAAAGUAGACAUUGCAAAUUCAAACACACAACUCUACACUGGUAAAAUAAAGAUUUCCAGCAAUUCAUGAUCAUUGAGUAUCACAGACGACUCUGGUCUCUGAGAGUAAGUGUAAAGAGGCACAACUAUAAAGUCUUGGGGCUGUUGUCUUGAGUCCCCUUUGAGCCUAUGCAUGUACUGUACGUAGCAAGCACUGCAUGUAUGUUUCUGUCAUCAUAUUUUGCCUAAUGUGAACUAAACCUUGAUGUGUCUCCACCAAUACCCCUAAGCUGUAUAUUAGAAAUAAAUGCUUUGUAAAGUG
Molecule: messenger RNA, 1980 nt
Organism: Paralichthys olivaceus (Japanese flounder)
Lineage: Eukaryota; Metazoa; Chordata; Actinopteri; Pleuronectiformes; Paralichthyidae
Source: RefSeq, a predicted model, not a curated record